ACGACAGAACGUCAUCUGUAAACGAACAUGGCUGAUGAGUGAAAGAAACAUCCUGGAAGAUCCAGAGUUGCCUGAUUUAAAAGUGUUGUGCUUGAAAUAUUAUUUGAUAUUUCCAGUGGUCAGAGUGAAUUCAGGGUGUAUUAAAGAUAUAUAAAAAGUAUAGCAAUAUGACAUUAUCAAGAGGGUUCACGUAGUAGAAGCUCUGACAAGAGAGCAGCUACAUUGAAGAUGACACAAGCCAACAGGAAAAGAGGACGCACUAUCGAAGAGGAGUCUGGAGAAUUUAUGCCACUAAGCAAGAGGAUCAAUAAUCUUCACAUAAAUGGCUAUGCUGCUCGAUUACAAGAAAGUUCACAGGCGAAGAUGGAAUCAGAUUGGGAAAAUAGAAACUUUAUGCCGUCACCAAACCACGCAGAACCAUCUCAGGGUUCUUCAUCAUCUUCAUCCUGCGAUGGCUGUAGUUCCAGUAAAAGUAGCUACACUGCAGAAUAUAGACCUGAUCUUGAUGCCAAUGAUAAUCCCUUCUAUUACGAAAACAACAAGCUCUUGUAUUCUUUAUAUAUGGAACGCAUGCAAAGAAUGUCUGAUCUUUACUGACCCUGCGUUCACUGGGAUCAUUUGAAUCCUCUAGGACAUUUUCAAAAUAUAUAUGGACAUUUCACUAUCAUUUUUCCUCGAUUAACUGACAUACAUGUCACUGACAUAAUGUGUCAAGUUCUGUGAAAUCUCGUGUAGAAGACAUUGAUAAAUGACUCCAUCUAAUUUUCAUUACUGGGUUCAUUAAAAUGAUAUAGAUGCAAUUCAAAUAAAAAAAAUGACAUAUUAAUUUUUAA
Cephus cinctus (wheat stem sawfly) is the source of this 833-nucleotide messenger RNA. RefSeq lists its product as uncharacterized. Bases 229 to 597 code for a protein of 122 amino acids. The record is from RefSeq and is a predicted model, not a curated record. Lineage: Eukaryota; Metazoa; Arthropoda; Insecta; Hymenoptera; Cephidae. The transcript is spliced from 2 exons.